CGCUGCCGUUGAGACCGCUGAGACCCCCUCGACCUGCCUGCAAAAAUCGAUCCGCAAAAGGGAGUAGUGCAGUAGAGAGUUCUUUCCGUGAUGUCCUCGCUGGUGGAAAUGGAAAUGUGCCGCUUUUACCACUCGUGUGUGUUACACUAGUCAAAAAGUGUCGGCCCUGUGGACUAACCUGUGACUUCGCCAGACUAUCAACAUGACCAAGGACAGGCUCGCCGCCCUAAAAGCGGCACAAGGUGAAGACGACGUUUCCGUCACAGUAGAAGAUGGGGCAAAUUUCAUGGAAGAAUUCUUUGCAGAGGUGGAGGAGAUUCGGGAGAAUAUCGACAAAAUACAAGCAAAUGUCGAAGAAGUCAAGAAAAAACACAGUGCCAUUUUAUCAGCUCCACAGACUGAUGAGAAGGUCAAGCAUGAGCUGGAGGACCUUAUGGCCGACAUCAAGAAGACUGCCAACAAAGUGCGGGCCAAGUUAAAGGUCAUGGAGCAGAACAUUGAGCAGUUGGAACAGACGCAAAUGAUGUCCGCAGACUUCAGGAUACGCAAGACACAGCAUUCAAUGCUGUCUCAGAAGUUUGUGGAAGUGAUGACAGACUACAACAAAACCCAAACAGAUUACAGGGAGAGGUGCAAGGCUCGCAUUCAGCGGCAACUAGAAAUCACUGGGCGUAUGACAACCAACGAAGAGCUUGAAGAGAUGUUGGAGAGCGGGAACCCUGCCAUCUUUACACAAGGAAUCAUCAUGGAGACACAGCAGGCGAAGCAGACACUGGCUGACAUCGAGGCCCGGCAUGCAGACAUCAUCAAGCUGGAGACGAGCAUUCGGGAGCUACAUGACAUGUUCAUGGACAUGGCCAUGCUCGUAGAAAGCCAGGGAGAGAUGAUCGACAGGAUUGAAUACCAUGUGGAGCAUGCACGGGACUACAUCGAGACUGCCAAGCAGGAUACCAAAAAAGCACUCGUCUACCAAAGCAAGGCCCGAAGGAAGUGCAUCAUUAUAAUCUCCAUCGUGGCUGUGAUACUCAUCAUUAUAAUUAUAAUUCUUGCCGUGAAUUUGGCAUGAGGGACCAGAACAACCAGGACAUGAAGGAAGAGGCUACAACUGCGCUCAAGUGCGCGCAAACAGAUGCUGACGACGCGUUAAAGUCUGUUGGCAAAGCUGCCCCCUCCUCUUCCCAGCACCGCACAUUCAUCACGCCCAGCAACAAAACGUGAAUGCCCCCCUGAAUUUAUGCCUCAGUGUUUGGCUGCCUGUGCUAACUACUGAAUGACAUUUUGGUUGUAUCUCUCUCUCUUUUUUUCUUUUCUUUCGUUACUUGAUAUUCUUCAGUUUCUCUUGUUUGACGAAACUCGGAAGUAAGCUGCCUCUUUUAUUGUAGUUGGCUGCAGAAUUGAGUUAUUCCCCUAUUCACAAACAGGGCUUGACUCCAUUGAGUGUAGGACAGCGUCGCCUGUUGACCAAAGUAGACGUAACACAUUAAUAAUGUUCUUCAGCCAUUCCUUGCGAUGAGAAGUUGCUCGAGAAAUGUGUAUUAACUCCAGUGCCUUCCUGUAAGCAUUAAAGAAUGUAUGAUCACGAAAUUAGAGACAUUGGGAUCAAUGGGGAGCAUUGUGAAAGCAGAGUGACCACUUUGGCCAAGCACCGGCGCUCGCUUUCCACUUUCUGAAGUCCGGUGAAUUUGUUAGUGGCGGGGGAACAUUUAAUGAUACAAGAGUUAGCAUUUCGUAGAUGCAACGAAAAAGUUUGCUGGUCAACGCAAGAACUUGUUCCUUGUGCAUUGCUUGUCCUGCACACCGUCGACACUGCGGGUUGGUUGCUGUAUAUGUGCUCAGCAGGACUUUCCUGGUGGUUUUGUUAAUGACUGCUGCAUAUACGGGAAAUCGGUAAGGGACAAACUGAAUGAAUGUUAACAGCACUGCGAAGGACCGAGUAGCUGAGCUGAAAUCAAAAAAAGGGGCUAAUUUUAUUUGCCUCCUGUGCUGAAACUAAUAUUUCUGUGUUCAGUGGGCGCCUUUCUCCCGCCACUAAUGGGAGUUGACUGUGACACUAGUGGUGCGCUGAGAUAAAAUAUGUGGUGUUGCUUAAAUGUGCUGGCUGGCUUAGCGUCCUGCAGGGCUUAUCACAUGUGGAAUGUUAUCUUAUCUGGCGGGCAAAUGUGCGUGAGCACGCAUUUGUCUUUUUAAUUGUUCAUGAGGUGGCGUUAAAAAGAAGACGAAACACGGGGCAGAAGAUGCAAUACGUUUUGUCUUUUACUUGGCUUUACCUAUUCAAAACAUGAACCAACAGCUGAAAAGAGCUCAUCACGAAUAUUUUUAUUUUUAUGCUCCCUUAGCUGAUCACUUCAUCUUUGGUCUAUAUUGUAGUGAGGCACGCAUUUCGGCUUUCCCGCUGCAUCAUUUUCUUAUUGCUUGUGAACUUCCAGAAUAAAAAUUGGUAAGUUUCACAACUAUACGUGGCUGAAAUCUAACAAAACUGUUGUUGGUUGAAAUCUAACCCUCAAUUCGGGCUAAGAGAGAAUGUGCAGAGAAGAAAAUUAACCAUUGUUGCUGUACUUGAUUUGUGUGUGCGCAUAACUUCUCAUCUUCACCAACAAUUUAACUGCAGUGCAAUAAUCAUGAGCAAUGUUUAAGCAAGCAUUACAAUUUAUAAUUAUGAAGCAGCUUUUUUGGCAAAGAACACAGAUUCAGUGACAUGAAAAGAUCCUUCUUUGGUUGUGAAGAACCAAUCUAUGCUCUGUCAUUUGCAUUGCUGUUGCAUCUAACAGUGUUAACAAAAGACACCUCGGGGGCCUGCAAAAGGUAAAUGAGUGAAAUCAUUAAAAAGUUUACAGGCAUUCUGGAAUUCCAUUGGUAAAUACAUUGCUAGGUAUCCUUGCACAGCAUAACAGAGCAGGUAAAAAACAGUAUGACAGUUACGAAUGACAGGCGUAUUUCUUGUAAUCUGUCUUGUAAUUUCUUGUAAAUUUGGCUGCAACGCCACAUCUCUUUGUAGAUGCCAUUGGUUCUCCAAUUUCUGCAUGUAUUGUUUGUAAGGGAUGGCUUGCUUGCAAAGCAAGCCUGGGACAUUUGCUUGCAAACCUGAUGUAUGUGUGCUUUUUGUUCCUAUGCACUGCGUUUAGCGCAGCACUUCUCGACACACACAAAAAAAAUGUGUGUAGUUUUGGGAGGCUUGGCUUGAAACUUUUGGAGGCGUCGCCACUUACUAGUCGCAUUGCAAGGUUCACAAACAGCCGGGCUCUUUGUGUGUUUUUUUAUGCGACUGCAGUCAUGUGUCAUGACCCCGAUGCAUGGUCCAGUGGCCGCAUGCUUUCUGAGCAGGUUUUCAUUGAUUGUAGAGAGCCAGUAGUCCGAUUCUGUUUCAUCACUGUAUUGCUUAUUGUCACUUCAGCUCGUGUGGUAAUCCUCAGAUUUCUCACUUGUUUUUCCUUUUAUAUUGUUUGCUUGUGCUUAAGGAAUUGCAUCUUGGAAGAUGGUACUUUAUGUAUACCAAAGCUACCAUCAUCUGUUCUGUAUUCAGAUUGAUUUCAAAUGAGUGUGAAUUGGGUGUACCAUGUGGCUAACGUACAUUUGCUCAUAGCUGCAGCUCCGUUACAUUCUAUGCACACACACACACAAAAAAAGAUUGUUGUGGUGAUCUUUGGCACUGCCAUUAUGAACAAAUCUUGUCUUGUGCGAAGUAGUUGGAGUCUGCACCAAAGUGUGUUGUUCUCAAUUCAUUUGUUAUUUAGUGCACCCUCCUUCAUGUUGGCUGUGGCCAGUUGGUAUCUGUAACCUGCGCUGGCGCCCUCAGUGUUGACACUUUUCUUCACAAAUGCUACACAAAGUGUGGACUACAUGGGCUGGUUUCUUUUGGUUUUUAUGCUAUUUGAAAAGGACCUUUAAAAUCUCAACUUUUCCUUUUUUGCUUUUUUUUUUUCACGUAAUAAGGUCUGUAUUUCUUAGCUUGUAGGGCAUUAGGCACGUUGGGGAAGUGCUAACUACCGCACAAUCGUUGCAUAGAGUAGUUAAGUCGUUUUGGGUGCAAAGUUACGUUUAGCCUUGCUGAGAAAAACAAAUGUCAUUAGUUUGGUGCCUUAAAUGGUUUACUUGCUACCCAUUCAUUGCUCGUGCUUUGAGUGUUGACAGUUUUUGCCUGUUGAACACGGGAGUGGAACAAAGACUGCAUGCAUGCCUUCAUUGAGAGUGAGCCUCUGUUGAAAGGCUAUAUGGACACUUCGCACAUCUCGCUCGAUGUAGCCAAGGUUGUGAGCCUUGAAAACGAGUCUGAACACUGGCAGAGGCCACCACGCUUCUUUGCUUCGAGUGUGGCCGCACAGUUCAAAGGCAUGUGAGCUCGGCCAUUUUUGUUCGGCAGGAUUGAGACGAGCUUGCGGGAUUUUCUAUGCCUGGUUUAGCGGCAUGUGUUUAGCACUGAGGAUUCAAGUCUUACUGUGCCUGACAACUCGUGCGAAUAUCUGUGAUUCCUAAAGAAUCCAGGGUAAUUGAGGCUUGUGUAAUCGGUGUGCCUUCACUUGGAAUGCACUCCGUGUUCGCUCGUGAAAGGAAAAAUAGAAAAUGGCUUGAUGUACCUGCUUGUUGGAAAUCUUAGUUGCCAUCUCAGUUACAUUCUUUCUGCUGCUAGCAAGAGCGUAAAUCUAGGCGGAAAUUUUGUGUCAGUGGCACAAGCCCUUCUUUGGUGGUAGUAGCUAUAUGACACUUGGCUUGGCUGCUGCUUAGCUAGCAACGUAAUGUUGCUACUGUACUCAAAGAUUUGUGACCAAUCCAUGUGGCUUUGUGACUUUCCUUACCCUUGUUUUCUUUUAAGGAAAACAAUUGUAUUUUUUGAAACUUUUAGUGUGUGAUAGUUCAUGUGUCUGUUCCUUUGCCCAGAAGUUUCUUUCUCUUUUUCUGCGUCAGUUCCUCGUCCAGGCUGUCGGUAAUAGCUCUUUGUGUGCCGGAAGAAAAUUAUAUGUGCAUAUAUAUAAAAUACAAUAUAUAUAUAUAUAUAU
This is a messenger RNA of Dermacentor silvarum, 4991 nucleotides long. Its product is annotated as syntaxin-like. Lineage: Eukaryota; Metazoa; Arthropoda; Arachnida; Ixodida; Ixodidae. Gene Ontology annotation, molecular function: SNAP receptor activity; SNARE binding. Bases 203 to 1066 code for a protein of 287 amino acids. Gene Ontology annotation, cellular component: endomembrane system; presynaptic active zone membrane; SNARE complex. Gene Ontology annotation, biological process: synaptic vesicle fusion to presynaptic active zone membrane; exocytosis; intracellular protein transport. The transcript is spliced from 10 exons. The record is from RefSeq and is a predicted model, not a curated record.